CUACUAUUUCAUGUUCAAUGUUCAUACAAAUGCCUAGAGAGAGAAAGGUUACUACACAAGUUUCUGGUAGAAAGAGAAAGUGAAGGAGGAAAGAGAAAGUGAAGGAGGAAAGAGAAUCUCAUAGCCUUUGGAGUUUGCUUUACUCUAUGCUCUACUACACUCCCCCAUAACACCACCACCCGGGUUUCCUUUCUCUCUUCUUUUCACUCUAAUCAUUUUUUUUUUUAGUUUUUUCGUGUAUGUGAGUGUGGGGUACCUGAGUUUUUGACUUUAAAAUCCCUUGAUUCUGCUUACUGAAACAUCGUUAAAAGGUGCUCCUUUUUUCUUUUCUUCUUAUCUUUCUUUUGUUAAACUGCGCAAUUAUUGUGACUUUUACUUUCGGGAAAGGAACUCUUUAGUACUCUCAGAGUCACACUGUUACACUAUCGUUUUCUGCUGUUAUUAGCCUAACUCUAUUUUCCCUUUAUUUUCUUCUCUGUUUAAUUGCCAGUCAUUUCAGGUAGUUGGGUCUUCUUCUUUUUUAGUGUGUGUGUGUUUUAUGUGUUUUGGGAGGAUGAGGGUUGGUCUCAGAUUUGGGUUUGGAUUCAUUGAUUCUUGCAAUUUGUUGUUCAGAGUGUGUUGAAGUUAGGAAGAGAAGGAAAAAGUUAUGGCAGGAGGUGGGGGAGGAGCUCCAGCGCCUAAGGCAGAUGAGCCACAACCACACCCACCAAAGGAUCAGCUACCAAAUAUUUCUUACUGCAUUACAAGUCCUCCUCCAUGGCCUGAGGCAAUACUUCUCGGUUUUCAACAUUAUAUUGUGAUGCUCGGUACAUCUGUGCUAAUUCCCACUGCUCUUGUUCCCCAGAUGGGAGGUGGCAAUGAGGAGAAGGCAAAAGUUAUCCAAACACUACUCUUUGUAGCUGGAAUUAACACACUGCUGCAAACACUGUUUGGAACUCGAUUACCUGCAGUAAUUGGAGGGUCUUAUACCUUUGUUCCAACAACAAUCUCAAUUAUUCUAGCUGGUCGAUUCAGUGACGAGCCAGAUCCUAUAGAGAAAUUCAAGAGGAUUAUGCGGGCAAUCCAAGGUUCUCUUAUUGUUGCUUCAACUCUUCAAAUUGUACUAGGCUUUAGUGGCCUUUGGCGUAAUGUUGCAAGGUUCUUAAGUCCCCUUUCAGCAGUUCCUUUGGUAUCUCUUGUUGGUUUUGGGCUGUAUGAGUUAGGCUUUCCUGGGGUUGCUAAAUGUGUAGAGAUUGGACUGCCGGAGCUUAUAUUGCUAGUAUUUGUUUCACAGUUUGUACCCCACGUACUACAUUCAGGAAAACAUGUCUUCGACCGUUUUUCUGUUUUAUUUACAAUUGCAAUUGUGUGGUUAUAUGCUUUUGUGCUCACUAUUGGAGGGGCCUAUAAUCAUGCUGCACCUAAAACACAGGCAACGUGCCGCACUGAUCGUGCUGGCUUAAUAGAUGCUGCUCCAUGGAUACGAGUUCCAUAUCCAUUUCAAUGGGGAGCACCUUCAUUUGAUGCAGGUGAAGCCUUUGCUAUGAUGAUGGCAACUUUUGUUGCUCUUGUAGAGUCCAGUGGAGCUUUUAUUGCUGUUUAUCGGUAUGCAAGUGCAACACCAAUGCCACCAUCUAUUCUUAGUCGGGGUAUUGGUUGGCAGGGAGUUGGCAUUCUGUUAUCAGGAUUGUUUGGAACUGUAAAUGGAUCCUCUGUAUCUGUAGAAAACGCAGGUCUUUUGGCUUUGACUCGUGUUGGCAGUAGAAGAGUAGUGCAAAUAUCUGCUGGUUUUAUGAUUUUCUUUUCAAUUCUCGGGAAAUUUGGAGCAGUAUUUGCCUCCAUUCCACCUCCCAUUGUUGCUGCACUGUACUGCUUGUUCUUUGCUUAUGUUGGUGCGGGAGGUCUAAGUUUUCUUCAAUUCUGCAACCUCAACAGUUUUAGAACAAAGUUCAUAUUAGGCUUCUCUAUCUUCCUGGGCUUGUCUGUGCCACAGUACUUCAAUGAGUACACAGCAAUCAAUGGUUUUGGUCCAGUCCACACCGGAGCAAGAUGGUUCAAUGAUAUAGUCAAUGUCCCAUUCCAAUCAAAAGCAUUUGUUGCGGGUGUUGUGGCAUAUUUCCUGGAUAACACAAUACAUAAGAAGGAAGGUUCAAUUCGGAAAGAUAGAGGAAAACAUUGGUGGGACAAGUACAAGUCCUUCAAGACUGACACAAGAAGUGAGGAGUUUUAUUCACUUCCUUUCAAUCUAAACAAAUACUUCCCAUCUGUGUAAUUGUGCAAAGCAGCUGAACUAAUAAUAGGUGGUUUCAUCAAAUACUGCUUCACCAAAGUAUCUAAAAGGUCGUGAUUUAAUCUUUGUUCUAAUAGAGAUUGGAUCUUAUUACAGGCAUAGUUAUAUGAAGUCCUCCUUGGCUGUAGAAUAUUCUAAAACAUUUGUUUUAUUGUUUUUCGUUCUGUAAAUGCUAACCUGGAAAGUGGAUUCACGGUAGUAGUGUGCAUGUUUUGUUUAUCAUUCAUUUUAUAUAUAUCACGUUCCCU
Gastrolobium bilobum is the source of this 2517-nucleotide messenger RNA. RefSeq names its product nucleobase-ascorbate transporter 6-like. The coding region runs from base 647 to 2251 and encodes 534 amino acids. Lineage: Eukaryota; Viridiplantae; Streptophyta; Magnoliopsida; Fabales; Fabaceae. Gene Ontology annotation, cellular component: plasmodesma; membrane. Gene Ontology annotation, biological process: transmembrane transport. Gene Ontology annotation, molecular function: transmembrane transporter activity. The record is from RefSeq and is a predicted model, not a curated record. The transcript is spliced from 14 exons.